Molecule: messenger RNA, 2781 nt
Organism: Acytostelium subglobosum LB1
Lineage: Eukaryota; Evosea; Eumycetozoa; Acytosteliales; Acytosteliaceae
Exons: 2
Coding region: 1-2781 (926 amino acids)
Biological process (GO): protein phosphorylation
Molecular function (GO): ATP binding; protein kinase activity
Source: RefSeq, a predicted model, not a curated record
AUGAACUCAACUUGGUUGUUCGACUAUGAUUGUCACAUUAACAAUCUACCAACAGAGGUCGAGGCCAUCGAUGAUCCUUUGAAGAGGUUGAUCGAAUCACUAAAGAAAUUUAAAGAGCUCAAGACAGAGUGCAAUGAUAAGAUCAACCAAUUGUCAACAUGUCAUUCACUCGUUGGUAACGUCAUCACCAAAGACAUCAAUCACUCAAUCAAACCAUUCAACAACGUCAAGUUGGUAUUAGCAGGCCCAACACAUUCUGGAAAGUCAACAUUGAUCAACACAUUACUUGGGUGUCAGCUAAUGCCAUCAGGUGGCGGACAUACCUCUGGCAGGAUAUGUGUAUUGGCUCACUCGACAACGAUACGCGUUAGGUUCUUCAAGGUCAUACCUCAACAAGGGGUGGAGCCUAGCAAGCUAAAGUGUAUAGACAGUGAGACGAUAACAUUGGAUACGAGGAGACAGCUACAAGAAUGCAUGACCAAACACCUCGUACGACCCAAGAAGAAAGGCGACGCUGAUGAUUCCAAUGCAGACAACGACAAUGAUAUAGACCCAUUGGCAUUCCCAGAGUGGGCCAGCAAGAUUGUGAUGGUCGAGUUCCCAUCAGCAUUGCUCGAGACUGGUCUCGAGAUCAUCGAUGUGCCAGGCUUCAGCGUCUCGGACGACGCAUCAUUGUUCAGUAUCCGCAAGCAGUUCUUCAGUGCCUACUAUCCCACUGGCGUCAUGUUUUGUUAUCCCAACACCAUCUCUGAUGCUGAAGUCCAGGCAGUGUCCGACUUGUUGAACUCGCUGCCCAACAACGACUGGAGCAACAACAAGUCGUGCAAGCCUGGCUCCAACAUUGAUGAUGAGUUCAUCUUCUUUGCCAACACCAAGACGUCCAAGAAGGAGGUGGCCGUCAACAAUUUUAUCGAACUAGACGAGGAGGUGCCACUCGAGUUGAUCGACAGCCACUCAACAGAUUGCUUCUCGAAGCUCAAGUCAUCCAGUCUGAGCGCAUCAAUGGAUAUUGUUGACAGACGAUUCGCCAUUGUCAAUGCGCUGGACUUUGUAAGCAAGCCAAAGUCGAUGGAGAACAGACACAUAUUCAAACAGUUUGUCAAUCGAUUGAUCAAGUGGAUGGCCCGCCUGACACAGCGCCAUUGCGAUCUCGUGCUGAGGAUGGUCGAGCUCGAGUCGCACUCAAUGUCGAUCAAGGUCAGGUCCAUUCAGAGCUACGUUGGCGACAAGCUCGACGACAUGGCCAACCUUCAUAAGGAGGCCGACACCCUGCUCGAGUACUACGUCAUGCACAUCGUGGCCGUCGCCAUCAAGAUCUUUGAGAAGCUGGUCCAGGACAUCAGGACUGCCCUCUUCUCUGACGAGGCGGGGCUGGAGAUUGAUCAAUAUCAAGCCAACAUCUACAAAGCAGCACAGAGGGACAAGGCCUUUCAGCUGGGCCUGGCCACGCGACUCUUCUUUGAUGGCCGCAUUAAGAAUGUGAUCAAUGAGUUCGAGGCUAGAUUUGUCAAAGAGAUUGGAUUGAACAAGUUCCUGACGCACGAGCAUGGUGACGACGAGGACAUCAUCGUGAUGCAGUUCAAGCUUACGUUUGACGACUUUGAGACCAACUUCUCGUCGCCAUUCGCCAGGCUCCUGUCCUCGACCAUCGCCGGCGAUAUUAGAUCAAAGAUGUUUGAAGGGUUCCUGCGACACUUCACGGCCAAGGCACAAAGGAACAAGGACUUCAAGUCACUGGUAGCGAUCUAUCCAGACACAGUCGAUUACGUCUCGCUACAAGAGGACGUUGGCUAUGAGAUCAGAAAACAGGUGGCCGUGUUCAGGGCCUUGCUAUCGAGUCGACUGGGCCGCCUGGUGCGCCACGUCAAGUUGGCCAGCAUGUCGCCACAGAAUGUCGAUCUCUCCAAAGCCAAGUACCAAGCACUCUACAUCGAAACUUUGGAGCUGAACUGUCGUCUGCACUUCCCCUUUGAGAUGGACAGCCUAAAGGUGAGCGCGGUGCCAGCCAACGUCGUGGCGCAGAGUGAUUGUGGUACAGUGUACAGUGGGACGUUCAGGAAUCAGACUUACAUGGUCCAGGUCGCGCCGCCCAAGUAUGUCAUCCAACACAACUCCAACAAGGUGGCCAUGUACGCGAGGCUGGGCAAGAGCACUACGAAUGACACAACAAUGUUGCCAAUGCACGCUAUCUUCAAACGACCAAUCUCAUCGGCGCCCAACAAUGACGGCGCCAACAACAAUGAUCAAGUGGAAUGGCUAUUGUUGUACAAACAGUGUCGCCCGCUUAUACCAUACCUCAAGGAGAACAUAUCAAAGAUGACGCUAGCCCAGUCGCUGUCAAUGAUCACGCGAGUGGCCAUGGCUGUUCAACACCUGCAUACUGGCGUGUACCUGUUCCGUGGGAUCGUGCAUGAGAACGUCAAACUGGAGUUCAUGUACACCGACAUGGACACCAAGGAUGUAUACCUAUCGAUGUUUGGCGAUGUGAAGGAGGGACAGGUCACCUGUGAAGAUCCAAGCUUACUGUCGCAGAUAUCCGACCUGUCCUUACUGGGCGUGGCGAUCGUCGAGUUGUUGCCCAAACCAAUGCUACGUAGAUACACAAUCGAAGAGAUAUUGUCUGAUCCCAAACGAAUGAUUGAAAGCAGCAAUAGUAUACCAGCAAAGUAUCGCGAUACAUUCAUAGAGUUGGUAGAGCUAUGCUUCAUGGAUGAUGCGACCAUCAAGCAUGUUGUAUCAAAGUUGGUUGAGCUCAACAACUACCUAUUCCCAUCAACAUAG